Molecule: messenger RNA, 801 nt
Organism: Hirundo rustica (Barn swallow)
Lineage: Eukaryota; Metazoa; Chordata; Aves; Passeriformes; Hirundinidae
Exons: 1
Coding region: 1-801 (266 amino acids)
Molecular function (GO): protein binding
Source: RefSeq, a predicted model, not a curated record
AUGGAUGCAGUCACUUCUCCCAGAUGUGCCUGUCCAGGUCCUGAUCCACUCUGGAGGUGCCUUACAGAGCACGAUCCAAAAUAUGAAGGGAAGAAGAAACUCAAGAUCUCUGGCAGAGAGCUGCUGUCUGUUCCCAUACAGGUAUUUGGCUUGGACCAGCUGCAGGUGCUGGAGAUGAGCCCAGAACGAGAGAGCUCCCUGAGGUACAGGAUGGAGCUGCUUCCCCAGGAGAUUGGCCGUCUGAGGAACCUCACCUGCCUCUAUGUGGACUCCAACAACCUGAAGAAAAUCCCUGCUGAAAUUGGCACUUUGAGCUGCUUGGAGAGGCUCACUCUGAGCAACAACAGCCUGAGCUCUCUGCCUGCAGAGAUGGGAGCACUCCAAAGGCUGCACAGCCUCCACCUUGCCAACAACAGCCUCACUGAGUUGCCUGCAUCCCUCUGCCAGCUGAGGAGCCUCACAUUUCUGGAUGUGAGUGACAACAAAAUAGAUACCAUCCCCCCCAGCAUUCGGCAUCUGGAGAAACUGGAGACAUUGCUAUUGCUCUAUAACUCACUGGAGAGCCUUCCUGAGGAUUUCUGCCUUCUAAGGAAUCUGCACACACUUUGGCUGGGAAAUAACCAUCUACAGUCCCUUCCAGCAGCCUUUGGGGAGCUGGUGAACCUGGACUGGGGAUACAACUACUGCUCAUGCAAUUUUGAGGGGAAUCCACUGGAGAGUCCUCCCCCUGAAAUCUGCAGCAGAGGCCCUGAAGGGAUCAGAGACUAUUUCUCAUCACUUCAUAGGAUCUGGAGAGACUAA